AUGAUCGUACAAGGAUUUUCACCUGCCCGACGCUAUCCACAGAUCAAGUUGGUGUUUUUCAUGGCUGGAGUACUUGCCAUGAUCAUGUCAUCAUUCCUACUCGUGAUCUUUACCACUUCCAACGUUGUAGAGGCCAGACACUACCGACUGUCGGAAGCACCUACAGAGACCUGGGCUGAUGCAGAUGUAGCUUCCGAUGUGUAUGUGAGAAUUGCACCAUCCGAGCACGAGAAAUGGAUGGCUAUCCAACCUUCUAUGGAGAAGGUGUAUAAACUUUCCAAGCAAAGGCUCUCUCAUCGGAGAAGAGAAUUUACUCCUAAAGCAAGAACCAACUACAAGACCGAAUUUUUAUUUGUGUUGAGCGAUCACAAUGAAAGUCCUAUGUUUUUGGAUGAUGAUCGUGAGACGAUUGCAGUUCCGAACGGAAUGAAUAUUUCAAUCGUAUUUGAUACUCUCGAUGAAGCUCUGGAUUAUGUCAACAAUAAUGAUACAGAUCCAGAGAGUGUUCGAUUUGUCAUUGUGAUGGAACAUGGAGAACAUAAAAUCGAAGGACGAGAGGCUAGAAUUGCAAGGCCUUAUACCAGUAUCACAUCAACAAUGCCAAAAUAUCCCGAAAAAACAGUUAUUAGAGCCAAUGAUAUAUCUGGACAGUUAUUUUUUUUGGACGGAACUCAUGAUAUUGAUAUUCGAGGAGUCACACUUACUGGUGGUAGAUUGGCUGCAGCUAAUUUUACACAUCCGCAUGUGCCAAGACCUUGUGGAAGUGGUUUGCUAAUUUCCAAUUCCAGAAAUGUGUAUGUAGAGUCUGUGAUAUUGGAGCACAAUAAGGCUGCAAUUGGUGGCAGUGCUUGCAUCUACGCAAGUGCACAGGUCACAUUCCACAAAGUUUUUAUCAGAAGCAGUAUGGCCUUCAUUCGAAAUCUUCAGUUAACGGAUAGUAUGAACCAUUUACAAUUUUCUCUUGCCUCUAACUUUAAUAUUAAUCAAAGUAUUUUUGCACAAAACUUGCCUGCACUCAACGACCCAGAAAAAGAAUAUGGAUGUGGUGGUGGAGUUUCACUCUUCGAUUCCAAUGAUACCGUAUUUUCUUCUUGCAUCUUUACCAAUAACUCAGCCAUCAAUGGAGGAGCAAUUUUCACAUCGAAUUCUGAUUUCAAUAUCACGAACAGUAGAAUUAGUGGAAAUACUGCAUACAAUCAAAGUAGCGCCAUUUACAGUGAUCUUAACAGUGAUAUUACCAUUGAUAAGGUUUACUUUUUAGAAAAUAGAUGCGUUCGAUUGAGCUGUAAAGUUAUUUACUCACCAAAGAAAGAAUUAUUGGAUGAUUUGGAUAAUUUUCGAGCUUAUAUUUAUCCCAUGAUUUGUAUGACUGGUAUACUUUUAUGUGUUGUAUUGUUCAGCAUUUCUUGUUUUGAAUUGGGAAGAAUGUUUAAACAACGUUAUCAUUUCCGAAAUGUUGUGUGGGGAGAUAUCAUUUAUUUGUGGCUUCUUGGAGCUAUUGGAGUGUAUAGACCUUACAGAUCUGUUCCAAGGCCUUUCAAUUGGUUUCACAGAACAGUGGUGAUCUUUGUCUUGGUUUUGGGUUGUAUUUUGCAAACAAUGCAAUCCAUUGUUGUUGCAAUGCCAGAGUUCUAUGAUAGCAUGGAUCGAGUGAGAUUUAUUUUAGGUGGAGUUCAAUCGGUCAUUUACAGUGCACUGCCAUUAGUGUUGUAUAUUGCUUUGAUUUUAGCUGUAAAGGCAAGCUAUAAGAGAUUAUUUGUCAAUUAUAAGCCACCCAUUCCAACUGAAAUAGAAAUGGAAGAAGAAAAAACUAGUCUCAUCAACUUUUAUCAAACUCAAAUUGAUAAGGAGUCUGAAGAGAACAUCAUUAACGCAAGUCCAACCUCAGAAGCAACCACCUCAUUUAGAAAAAAGAAACAAAAGCACUUUUUUGAUUGGAAGAAAGACACGCAAAAAACUGGUCUUCAAAGAAGUAUUCACAACAGAAGAGCACUAGCAGGAUGUAUUAUUUCGUUACUCUUUUUACAUGGAACCUACGGUAUUAUUAUUGUGGAUUGCUACAAUUUUUUACAAUCCAACAUGGACAUUGCAAAAGCAACUAAUCAAACCAUAGGUCUUGACACCAUUUCUAGUGCUAUAUUCUAUUUAAUGCAAUGGUAUUUGAAAUUUACAAUCAUGUCAAUGGUAUUAUUGACGGUAUUUCUACUUUGCAAUAGAAUUAACUCGUAUCAGAAUACUUUCUUCUCAACAUUGUAUCAUCAAUUGGAAAAGACAGUAUUUAACCUUCAAACUGGCGUUUACAGUUAUGUACAUUUGAGAAAAGAAUGCAAACGAUUGGUGAGAUAUUCUUGGAUUUUAACCAUUACCUAUGUUCUCUUAUUCUUAGCCAUGUGUGUGAACGAGGUCUUGAUGAUUUUGUGGGGAAGUUCAGAAUACAAAUUCUUUGCCUACUAUGUUGCUGUACUCACCAUCAUGAUGUUUUUAAUUACUCAUGUGAGUUACACGAGUAAUCAUUGGACCAGUUUUAGAUUUGAUGACUUUUUAGCUGCCGUUCCUCACUCCAUCACGUACGACUAUGGAAUUUUCUUUGUACCUGGAGCAAACAAAAAGUUCAACAUUUCUGAUGCCGAUCCAUCUACCACUGAAAAUGGUAAUGGAAAUAACAAUACUCACAAACAAAACAGUGGCAUUGCAUCACUAGAUCAUGGCACAUUCCCAACUUCAUCAGAAAGUAAGGAUAGUAAGGCAGAGAAAUUAUUGCGAGAUUUAACCUUUUUCCACAUGUAUAUUCGUGAUCGAACCUUUGCAUAUCGAUUUCCUCUUGAGAUUCAAAUGCAAACCUAUGUAGUUGUUUCUGUGAUUGGUUUAAUUGGUACUGCAUAUGCUCUACUGAAAUAUGUAUCCUCUAUAUUUGAGUCCUCUCGUUACUAUCAAUAUUUGUAA
Molecule: messenger RNA, 2943 nt
Organism: Naegleria lovaniensis
Lineage: Eukaryota; Heterolobosea; Eutetramitea; Acrasida; Naegleriidae
Exons: 8
Coding region: 1-2943 (980 amino acids)
Source: RefSeq, a predicted model, not a curated record